AUGGUGGUCGAUGAAGCAGACGACACAGACUCGGAUGUGUCUGCACAUGGAGGCAGCGCUAGCCUGCCGCCUUCCGACGGCAAGGCAGAGGGAGAGCCUGAGCAGGGCGAGCCCAAGUCCGUCGCCGAACCGGAAUGCGGAGACCUGCCGGUGACGCCAGAGCCACAGGCAGAGGUCACUGCGCACGAGGACCUGACCCCUGCGGUGGGAUGCACUCCCGAGGCGAAUGGUAGCGACGAGGCGAAAGAGACCCAGCAGCUCCGCCUCGUUCCGGCGAUCGUGCCCAAGUUUUACGGGUACUACAAAUCGGUGGACGAAGAGUUCGCGUCAAUGAGUGACACGCACCCACAUUGCGAUAGAGACUCAGAAUGUGACGUUUCGUGGCCGACGCGCAUCCUGCUCCUAGAAGAAUGUGGGACUACCGUCGACCCGUCUCUCUUUACAAGGGACCAAAGGCACGUCUGCUUCGAGGUUUUGCAGCAUCUGCACCUCGCGGGCUUCAUGCAGGGCUCCGCGUACGUGCGGAACUUCUUGGUGCAGCCCGGGCCCCUCACUGUGCCCCGUGCGCAACGUACGAUGGAGAAACCGAGCUUCAGGAUCAUUGAUUUUGGCCGCGGGGAGGCUGCUCAAGGCUUAUCGUGGAGUUGCUAUAGGGGUUUCGAGCGGUUUCACGAGGGCGACUUGGAGAGAGCUGCUAGGGAGUUGCACUUGUGA
Messenger RNA from Trametes versicolor FP-101664 SS1, 714 nucleotides. RefSeq lists its product as uncharacterized. NCBI's taxonomy places the organism in Eukaryota, Fungi, Basidiomycota, Agaricomycetes, Polyporales, Polyporaceae. The record is from RefSeq and is a predicted model, not a curated record. The coding region runs from base 1 to 714 and encodes 237 amino acids. The transcript has 2 exons.